Messenger RNA from Glossina fuscipes, 885 nucleotides. RefSeq lists its product as uncharacterized. Lineage: Eukaryota; Metazoa; Arthropoda; Insecta; Diptera; Glossinidae. Gene Ontology annotation, biological process: DNA integration. The transcript is spliced from 3 exons. Gene Ontology annotation, molecular function: nucleic acid binding. The record is from RefSeq and is a predicted model, not a curated record. Bases 1 to 885 code for a protein of 294 amino acids.
AUGCUGGACACUGGUGCCUCUCAUUCAAUUAUCAACAGUGCAAUAGUCAAAGAAAAGUUCGACCCGAUAGUUGUAGCACGGUUCCAAACGGCAACAGGUGAGGAAGCUGCUAUUAAAGGCAUCAAGGAUUCCGCAGCUGCAUGGAUUCGCAACUGCGAUCAGUGCAGCAAAUCGAAAGGCUCGAAAAGUAAGCCACGAGGGUGCUUGCAGCAGUAUAAUGUGGCUGCACCGUUCGAAAGAAUCGCAAUGGAUAUUGCUGGACUAUUUCCAGCCAGCAAUGCAGCAAAUAAAUACGUACUGGUAGUCAUUGAUUACUUCAGUAAAUGGUCAGAAGUAUACCCCAUAGCUAACCAAGAACCAGUUUGGAACCCCCAUCGAGCUGCAUUCAGACCAAGAACCAGAACGACUCCGUUGCAUCCCCAGUCUGAAGGAAUGGUCGAAAGGUUUAAUCGAACGCUCCAAGGACAUCUGCGAAAAGAGAUCGACGACAAUCAGCAGAAUUGGGAUGAAAACAUACCAAUCUUUUUCAUAGCAUACAGGUCAUCAGUGCACAACACCACUGCUCUACCCCCUGCGCAGAUUUUGUUCGGGUCUAAUCUGAGGCUAACAGCAGACUUGAAAUUCGGGACACCCCCUAAUGUCCAAAGGACCGAGACCGAAUAUGUUUCUAGAUUGAGAGUGAUGUUGGAUGAAAUGCACCGACAGGUUCGAAAUAAAACGCAAAUUGUAAGUGACAGAAUGAAAGCAAGAUACGAUCUAAGGGCUAACGCUGACGGAUUUAAGGAAGGGGAUUUAGUGCUAUUGUACAAUCUUUUAGGUAAAAAAGGUAUGUCACCAAAACUGCGAUGUAACUGGAAGGGUCGUACAAAAUCAUCACAAGGAUAA